This is a messenger RNA of Cornus florida, 1897 nucleotides long. Its product is annotated as 7-deoxyloganetic acid glucosyltransferase-like. The coding region runs from base 68 to 1897 and encodes 609 amino acids. NCBI's taxonomy places the organism in Eukaryota, Viridiplantae, Streptophyta, Magnoliopsida, Cornales, Cornaceae. Gene Ontology annotation, molecular function: UDP-glycosyltransferase activity. The record is from RefSeq and is a predicted model, not a curated record. The transcript is spliced from 5 exons.
AUUUAUUUAUAACAUGCUAAUCCGUGCAGAAUUGAGAAACUCCAAUUGAAAUACAGUUGAAACUGCAAUGGAAGAAAAGACCAUCCAACCUCAUGUAAUCAUCAUCCCCCUACCGCUUCAAGGCCCAGUCAACUGUAUGCUCAAGCUCGCCGAGCUUCUCAGCCUCGCCGGCAUCAAUGUCACCUUCCUCAACACCGAUCAUGUCCACCGUCGUCUCCUACGGCACACCCACAUUCACUCCCGUUUCGCUCGAUUCCCAUCUUUCCGUUUCCAAACCGUUUCCGACGGGCUCCCGGAAGAUCACCCGCGCACCGCCGAUAGAUUCCUGGACAUGUUUGAUGCCUUUGUAGCCGUAACCAAGCCACUUCUCCGAGAUAUGCUAACUUCCGGUGGACCCAGUUCGGACACCGAAAGGCCGGUAACGUGCGUUAUAGCAGAUGGUAUCUUUGAUUUUGUACUUGAUACUGCAAAAGAAAAUGGAAUUCCUGUCAUUUAUUUUGAUACUCUCAGUCCUUGCUGCAUCUGGAUUUAUCUGUGUCUUCCCAAGCUCAUAGAAGCUGGCGAGUUUCCGUUCAAAGGAAAUAACUUGGACACUCCUAUAAAAAGUGUACCAGGCAUGGAAGGUUUUCUCCGGCGCCGUGAUCUUCCGGCCUUCUGCCGUAGCGGUGACAUCUCCGACACCCAAAUACAAAUUAGCUUAUCGGAGACCAGACAACUCCCAAAAGCCCAUGGAAUCAUACUCAACACCUUUCAAGAUUUAGAAGAACCCACACUUUCUCACAUUCGCUCUCUCUGUCCAAACCUCUACUCCAUCGGACCAAUCCACAACCUCCACAAAACCAAUCUCGCAGAAGAAACGUCGUCGUCGCCGCCGGCAUCCUCCAACAGUUUCUGGGAAGAAGACAGGGACUGCAUGACGUGGCUCGAUGCUCAACCGUUGAGAUCAGUGGUCUAUGUUAGCUUUGGGAGUCUCUUAGUCACGACAAGGGACGACCUCAUGGAGUUUUGGCACGGUUUGGUGAACAGUGGGAAGAAAUUCUUGUGGGUCAUACGGACGAACGCCGUCGCCGGUGAAGAUGGGGAUCGGCAGAUUCCGGCGGAGCUCUCCGAGGGAAAGAAGGAAUCUGGGUACAUAACGAGAUGGGCCCCACAGGAGGAGGUGUUGGCCCACCCAGCGGUUGGCGGUUUUCUUACCCACAGUGGGUGGAACUCGACACUGGAGAGUAUAGUCGCCGGAGUGCCGAUGAUUUGCUGGCCGGCCGGCGUUGACCAGCAAGUCAAUAGUAGGUUUGUGAGCGAGGUGUGGAAGGUGGGUUUGGACAUGAAAGACACGUGUGAUCGGGUCGUGAUUGAGAAUAUGGUCAACAAUCUGAUGGAGGUGAGGAGAGAUGAGUUGGUGAGCUCGGCGGAUGAGAUGGCCAAGUUGGCCAAGAAAAGUGUGAGUGAAGGUGGGUCAUCGUUGAGGGAUUUUAACCGUUUAAUUCAGGAUAUCAAAUUUAUGAAUGUUUUGAUUGCUGAAGCUUUUGCAAUCUUCUCGUUGCUUGAUCGUUACUUCGGGUUCGAUUUCUUCUUUGAUCAAGUUGCAGUCUUCUGGUUGUAUUACUAUUACUUCGGUUCCAUUGCUGCUUCGAUCACGUUGUGUUGCAUUACUGAUACUUUGGGUUUGACGGCUUCUGUGAUCGCGUUGCAGAUAAUUGGAUCCAGAUCUAUUCAUUGGAAGAAUGGUAUUGGAAUUCAAAAAAUGGAUCCAUCAACUGUUUAUGUUUAUGGUUCUACCAUGCUUUCAGAAUACGAAGAAGAAGUUGUUUUUCCGUUUGUGAUUCUUGGAACCCAUUUCCUGUUGCACCUCUCGCAACCCAUCUCAGCUUCCUUCAUCUUCGAGGCACUUCUCUUCUGA